Molecule: messenger RNA, 1761 nt
Organism: Rosa chinensis
Lineage: Eukaryota; Viridiplantae; Streptophyta; Magnoliopsida; Rosales; Rosaceae
Product: tetratricopeptide repeat protein 27 homolog
Exons: 14
Coding region: 551-1708 (385 amino acids)
Molecular function (GO): protein binding
Source: RefSeq, a predicted model, not a curated record
GUGUUGUAGGUGGAUUCAGUGUUGGUUAGCUUUUACUCUGUGGACCAUCUGGAACGUUAAUUGCGAGUGUGUGAACAUACUUACCCAAUCCCGUUGCGUAUAUAAUUUAUGCAAAGAUAUUGGUCAUGAAGAUGAAAGAUUUGUUAUUUGAAGGAAGUUUGUCUUGUACAUAUGGAAUUAGGAGCCUUUCAUGGUGGCUCACUAGGGUCACCCUUCGCCAUCAGCGCAUUCUCGAUGAGAGGUCUUCAUCUUUGUUUGACCUUUUGCAUGUCUUCACAAGAGAAACUUUGACAAGUUGGAGAAAGUAACAAGUUAUUGGGGUAAGGAUUUGCGUAAUGGCGAGGGAUUGACACUUGUCCCAGUGAUUCAUCUGGAAGCUGGAAUGAUGGAACACAUCUAUGCACGUGUUGAUUCCUGCAGAUUUUUGCUGGGGUUAACUGUCUGCUAUCAGGUUGCAUUUUGAAUCAGCUGAAGCAGCGCUGGUGUUAAGCUUUCAGUUACAGGGGUUCUUGGCUUCCGUACUAUACAUCAGUUCAAACCAAAGGCACAAAUGGUACUUUUAUCAAACACAACAUCAUCAAAGAGUGGGGCUCUCUGUUCCUCUGAAAGCCCUGGCCCUCAUAGAUACGAUUCUAUCGGCAGAAAUGAUAUAUCUAAGCAUCCAUCUGAGUCCCAUGAGGCUUCUGAUAUAUUAUUGACUUCAAGAUUGGUAGAGAAUGAGAGUGAUUCUGGAGUUAUAUCAGACGGGAUUCAAGUUGGUGGUACUGCUGCUGACCCUUUGAGUGCAAUCCAUCAGGCAGUGAUCCUGGCUAAAUGCCUUCUAAUUGAGAAGAGCACGCGACAUGAUGACAUGCAGAGAUGGGAAAUGGCUCCACACAUCGAGGCAAUUGAUUCUCAACUAUCAUCAUAUUUUAUUAUACGACGAUGCUGUGAUGUCCUACGUAUUCGGUGGGAGUCGACACGUAGUCACACAAAGGAACGUGCAUUGAUGAUGAUGGAAACAUUGGUUCAGGGUAUCAAGGAGCCCUCUCCAGGAGUGGCAGACAGGAUUCCUUUCUGCUGUGGGAUUUAUAUCCCUACAGUUUCAGCCUUGCGGAAGGAAUACGAUGAACUUUGUGUCCGCUGUGGUCUGAUAGGAGAGGCAAUCAAAAUUUUUGAGGACUUGGAAUUAUGGGAUAAUCUGAUAUUCUGCUAUAGAUUGAGUCAUGUGAGAUAUCAUAUUAAAAACAGCCUAUUGGAGAAAAAAGCAGCAGCUGUUGAACUGAUCAAGACAUGGCUUUCUGAAACACCUAAUGACCCCAGGUUAUGGUGUUCAUUGGGUGACGUUACUAAUGAUGAUGCCUGCUUUAAAAAAGCCCUAGAAGUUUCAAACGAUAAGUCGGCUCGGGCUAAGCGGUCUCUUGCACGCAGUGCAUACAACAGGGGGGAAUAUAGAACAUCUAAACUUCUGUGGCAGUCUGCAAUGGCCUUGAAUUCUCUGUAUCCUGAUGGCUGGUUUGCCCUAGGGGCUGCUGCAUUAAAUGAUGGGGAUAUUGAGAAGGCACUAGAUGGCUUCACUCGGGCUGUUCAGCUCGAUCCUGAAAAUGGGGAGGCAUGGAAUAAUAUUGCUUGUUUGCAUAUGAUAAAAGGGAAGAGUAAAGAAGCUUUUAUUGCAUUUAGGACACUGUAUAUACUGCAAAAGUUUCAAAUAAAUAUGAAAAAGUCUUAGCUUUUCUGGAUGAUCGCAUAGGACACUGUAUGAACUGCAGAGGAAAAAAAAAA